AUGGUUGUCCCGGCUGGACCCGCUGUUCCCGCAGAAGAAGGACCAGCUGCGGGGCUGGGCUGCCCCCGCCACCACCGCCUGGCUUUCCAGGUGAGACCUCCAGCAAAAUGGAGCAGGGAAACAAGCUCUUUUGUCACUCGGAUGUUCCUGACCGUGACCUGCUCCCCUGGGAAGGAAACGGGUCGCUCCGGAAUGACACAAAAGCCAUGGGGCACUGAGGGACAGAGGACACGCACAGGCCUUUGGUGGGAGUAUGCUGAGGAGCAAAACCCCAGCUCUGCCAAGGAAUCUCUGUCAUCACAAAGUACAAAACUGAUUUCACGGAUAGUCCUUUCACAGAUGAUUGAUGAGAAUCAAUCCAAAGAAAACGGGUCUGCUUUGCCUGUGCAGCCCAUGGUUCCCCAGCCCAGGGCCUGUCAUGUGAAGCAGUCUUUGGCUAACCAUGCUUCAGUCAACCUUGACAGAGCAGUUCUGGUACUUCCCAGCAGACUGGAAGUUCAGGCCUCGUUAGAUGACACCACGUCUCUGUCGGACUCUCCCAUCGCAGAGGAAAAGUGGUGCCAAGAGCAGCAGAAAGGCUUUGCCUCCAUCACUGUCACAGCCAGACGUGUUGCUGUGGGCUCCAGUGACCCAGCACGAGGAGCUGGGGCCCUGCAAGAGCCCAGUGUUGUGUCCCCCACCUCGAGCAAGGUCCCUGCUGCCUUCCAUCACUGCUGUGCUCUGGGACAAGCAAACCAAAGUGCCUCUGAGUUGAAGAUUCCUGAAUCUUGCUCACAAGGAGGUCGUGAGCCACAAAAGCAGCAUUUUGACCCUGGAAACAAGGAGAACGGUCCUCAGAGCAGUGAUGGGAGAGAGAAAGUCCCACCUUCCUUCAUCUCACGUGUCCACCUGCAGGUGUCCCAGCAGUGCCCAAGCACCAUCUAUUAUUUAGACAAGUCGCUCAACUUGUGCAUUGAGCAGCCCCGAAUUAAACGCCAAAAAAUCCAUAGAUCAGCGUUGUCCCUCACUAUAAAUUGCAGUUCGUCGAGAUUAACAGCAGAUGGAGUAGAUGGCAUAGCUAAUGGAGAGCCAACCGAGGAGAUAUUUCAAACAAAGCUCCUAGGAGAAAACAAGACUCCACUCAGAUCAAACUUGAGCGCAGACUUAACAGAAGAUGCUGUUAAUAAAGACAAAACACUUGAAGGCUGUUUGGGUACUGAAUACCCUUGGCAAAGUGUCUUUAUCUCUGAACUUCCAGCAUUUGUGGACAAACCCAGAGGACCUAAAAGCCCAGUAAUAGCAAAGCAAGAUGAGGAUAAGCAGCCUGGCAGCUCUCACACCACAUCUUCUCUCCAGCUUCCUAAUUCAAGUGAUGAGGCAGGAACACAAAUGCUGUUGGGAGGCAAGAAGCAGCAAUGCCCCCCGGGCAGGAGCAGUGCAACAGCCUCUGGCUCUCUUCCAGAUGCAGCAUCCAGAAAGGCAACUGCUGGUACUGGUGGCUCAUCAAGAGAUCCCUCCACAUCCAAAGAAAUCCAAGUACAGGGCAUCCUGAAACCAAAAGUAUCUGUCUCCAGCAGUAUGUGCAAUAUCAAAACUUCAUCGGGGAUCCCCUCGGAAGAAAAUGUCCACAGGCAAAACCAGCUCCUAAAAAGUGACUAUGAAUUCUGUGGUUCAGGUGACAAAAGAAAGGACCACAAGGAGGAGGCUGAGCAGGAGGGAGCCAGUAGGGUGACACUGUCCACCACUGGCCUGCCAGAUGGUUCUUGGGAGCAAAACACCAUCUUCACCUGGCCAGAAACCAGCCCAAAGCCUGAGCAGGAGCCACCAGCCCCAUGGACACUGCGGGAAGCACUAGAAGCCCUGAAGCCUGAGUUCAUCUCUCGCUCCCGAGAAAGGCUAAAGAGGCUGGAGCAGAUGGUGCAGCUGAGGAAGGCCCGGCAGAGCGAUGGUCCCACCAGCCACCCGGGAGCCCCUGGUCGCAGGGUCUCCUCAACAUCCCCUUGGAGCAAGAAGAGGCAGUACACCAUUCCUCACCCUCUCAGUGAUAACCUCUUCAAACCAAAGGAAAGGUUCAUUCCAGAGAAGGAGAUGCAUAUGAGAUCAAAAAGGAUUUAUGACAAUUUACCUGAAGUGAAAAAGAAACAGGCAGAGAAACAGAAGCGGAUCAUCAUCCAGAGCAACCGGCUGCGUGUGGAGAUGUUUAAAAAGCAAUUACUGGACCAGCUCCUUCAAAGAAACACAGAGUGACAAAGGAUCUCUUGUCCAUCAUCUUCACUGAAUCUUGAAUGCCUUUGACUGCUAGAUAAGCCAUAAAAUGUCCUUUUCUCUGAAUUACCUGGAGGUGUUUUUCUUAUCUGUGGCUCUUUUUAUAGAAAGAUAGAUCAUUUUUAUUUCAAUUGAAAUUUUAAGGCAACUUUCAAGUAAUCAAAACCAAUCUAAAAGGGAACACAGCUGGUUCAGGGCAUCACCUUUUUGUCAGUUUACCCAGAGGAAAUACUUUUAAGAAUUUUUAAUACAAAUACUGAAUCACAGUGAUAUUUUUUAUCUUAGUCUUUUAAAAAGUAUACGUCUCUGUAGCAAUAGAACUGGUUUUAUAGGAUCUGGAAAACUUAUUUCUCUGCAGUAUUCUAUUAACUGAUUUCCUGUGAGUUAAAUCCUUGAAGUAAAGAAAAAUGAAUAUUGUUAUUUGUUAUGUUUAGAAACUAGCUGAAAUAGCAUUACCACAUAAUCAUAGCAGCAGCAGUUUCACAUUAAUACUUAACAUACCAAAAGGGACCAAUAUUUAACUCUCUGAAGAACUCUAUUCCUGUUUA
This is a messenger RNA of Chaetura pelagica (chimney swift), 2792 nucleotides long. RefSeq names its product chromosome unknown open reading frame, human C10orf90. The coding region runs from base 1 to 2226 and encodes 741 amino acids. Gene Ontology annotation, biological process: regulation of centriole replication. The record is from RefSeq and is a predicted model, not a curated record. Lineage: Eukaryota; Metazoa; Chordata; Aves; Apodiformes; Apodidae. The transcript is spliced from 9 exons. Gene Ontology annotation, cellular component: centrosome; centriole; cytosol.